This is a messenger RNA of Oxyura jamaicensis (ruddy duck), 1877 nucleotides long. It is a transcript of the gene GPN1, whose product is annotated as GPN-loop GTPase 1. The transcript has 13 exons. The record is from RefSeq and is a predicted model, not a curated record. Gene Ontology annotation, molecular function: GTPase activity; ATP hydrolysis activity. The coding region runs from base 172 to 1065 and encodes 297 amino acids. Lineage: Eukaryota; Metazoa; Chordata; Aves; Anseriformes; Anatidae.
GGCCAGCGCUGCCCUCCGUACGUGAUCAACCUGGACCCCGCCGUGCACAGCCUGCCCUUCCCCGCCAACAUCGGUGAGUCCUGCCGCGCCGACGCGAGCCCGGUUCGCUGGUGCUGUGCUAGGUGGUCGGCAGCUUGAGAUAUCCGGGACACUGUAAAGUACAAAGAAGUCAUGAAACAAUAUGGGCUGGGCCCAAAUGGUGGAAUAGUGACCUCUCUCAAUCUUUUUGCUACAAGAUUUGAUCAGGUGAUGAAGUUUAUCGAAAAAAGACAAAAUGCAUCCAAGUAUGUCAUUAUUGACACACCGGGUCAAAUUGAGGUGUUCACAUGGUCAGCAUCAGGAACCAUUAUAACUGAAGCUUUGGCUUCCUCUUUUCCUUCUGUUGUUGUUUAUGUGAUGGACACCUCUCGCAGUACUAAUCCUAUCACCUUUAUGUCCAACAUGCUGUAUGCCUGUAGUAUCCUAUACAAGACAAAACUACCUUUCAUUGUUGUCAUGAACAAGACUGACAUUAUUGAUCACAGUUUUGCGGUAGAAUGGAUGCAGGACUUUGAGACUUUUCAAGAUGCCCUGAAUCAAGAGACAUCCUAUGUCAGUAACCUGACUCGUUCUAUGAGUUUAGUGUUGGAUGAAUUUUACAGUUCAUUGAAGGUGGUUGGUGUUUCUGCUGUCCUAGGCACAGGACUGGAUGAUUUUUUUGUUCAGCUUUCUAAAGCUGUAGAUGAAUAUGAGAGGGAAUAUCGUCCAGAAUAUGAGCGUCUGAGGAAAACAUUGGAGAAAGUUCAAAAUAAACAAAAGAGAGAUCAGCUGGAACACUUGUGGAAGGACAUGGGCACUGUGUGUAUGCAGGGCGACACACUUGCAGGGUCUGAUGCUUCUGCAAUGGGUCCCUCUGAGCUGAUCCUAACACGAGGAACACUUGAUGAGGAAGAAGAAGAGAGGGAGAGUGAUACUGAUGACAUUGACCAUGAAGUUACUGAGGAGAGUCAUGAAGAACCAGCCUUCAGAAAUUUUAUGCAAAAGACACAGAUGAAAUACCGGAGAAGAAGCAAUCAGAAUGAAUGAGACCCUCAGAAAUAAAGGGUUUUGAAUCAAUUAUAAUGGAAUUAACAGUAAAGAAACAGCAGAAAGAAACUUGCAUGGAACCAUGCAUGAAGUCUUACAUCUAUGAACAGCUUCCUAUGAUACAUUGAUACUGUAUCUAUCUUUCUUCCUGCAGUAACUGUUGGUCGUUUAAGUAGGUUUUUAUAUCCAACUGACUGUACAUUUGGUCAUCUGCCACUGUGACUUCCUAAAGCUGAAGGAAACAGAUUGCACUUUCUUUUGUUCCAAAUUGUUUAGGUAUGUCUGUUGAGAGCUUAGAUUUUGAGUUUUGAGAGCAUUAUAAUCUUAGUGGUUUCCAGAAGUGCAGUCUGUUCACCUCAUGCAGACAGGUGUGGUACAUUUAGGACAGAAGUAAAACCUCCACAAAAUGAAAUGCUUGAUAUGUACAUGUUCUUUUUUUCUGAGAUAGUGAUCUAAAGGGCAUCUCUCACGUUUUGUUCCCUGCCACCCCCCAAAUAUUAUGGUUUUGGAGAUACAAAUGUAAGGUCUUUUAGAGAAGUAGACAAGCUUAAUUUAGUCUAUAAAUAAUUGAAAGCAAAGUAGUUUAAUAAUAUUCCAUCAACCUAGUGUUUGAUACUUUAAUUAAAUAUGUUUUAUGGAGUAACAUGUGUGAUGGUUAAUAGCAGUUUUCAUUUCACCUUUCUAAUGUGAGAUUUUUUUUCUGUCCUUACAAUACUUAAAGCCCACCCAUCCGGAUGCACAGCGAAUGCAUCUUACUUGCAUUACAUAGACACAAUACAGAUGACUCUUAAGAAAAUACCGAGAAAAUAAAA